GCCGCCAACGGUCGAAACCUUUUUUUCGUAGUCGGAGCGGUCAACAGGACCGCGCGAAAGAGGAAACCGACAGCAGAUAUUUCUGAGCAUCGAUUUCUCCUCGCUUUUUAAAAGUGUCAAAGACCAUUGACACCGCUUCGGCAGCUGUUUUCAUGAGACUAAGCCCUGCACUUGUGCGGCACGAGCCGCACUGAUUUGUAGUAUAGUCGCACUAGAAGUCUCCCGUACUACAUGUACGAGGUCGCAUAGUCUUGAGACCUUUCUAGGUGGAUGUAAAGUGUAACUCCCGCGCAUUUGUACUGAAUCCGUUCGCCACCAUUUUAUCUUAUCUCCGGAGUAUAUGUCUUCCUUCAUGCCGCGAGGAGCUGAUCAACACUUGGGUUGGUGAUAUGAUAGUGCAUGUGCCAGGGAGUCACGGUCAGGUUUGUUGGCAUUUGGGUGCACGACUUUGAAGCAUUUGAGCAAGGGGGGGGAUUGAAAAAGAGUUAUCUCCCCUCAUUACCUAGGGACGCCGUUUAAAAUGGCCGCGCAGGUGUCUAGGGUGCUGACCACUGCCGUGUGUUUCGGGCAGGCUCGGAGCUUUGAUACCGGCUUGGAUGCCAUCGGGCGUCCAGGUCGGCAUCGCAAACACUGUCAUCAUCGACAUCAGUGCUCUUAUUGUUGCCGUCAAUUUCGUGAUCAUGCUUUUCGGCGGGUGCAUGAAGAUUUGUGGGCUCUGCAGGUGGGGGUGCUAUGGAGCUGCGUGAACAGGUCAAUUAAGGAGGGUCGGAACAGCACGCCUUUGUGCGCCCCGAUUGCCACUGAUGCGCAUAGGAAAGGGGAGGGCUUUUCCGUGGCCCCCUGCCGUUCACGGGUAGGAUUGAACACAGGAUGUGGAGAUGCUUGCCACCAUCAUUUUCAUUGUGAUUAUCGUGCAGCAUGGAGGGAAGGAAGAGAAUCAGGUCCGAGAGGCGGCCCAGGAUUGGCAGCAUGGAGGGAAAGCAGAGGAUCAGGUCUAGGACGAGGCGCGGAUUAUCCUGUAGCAUGCAGGGAAAGAAGAGGAUCAGGUCUAGGAGGUGGUGCGGAUUAUCCUGGAGCAUGGAGGGAAAGAAGAGGGUCAGGUCUCGGGGGAGGCUUGGAUUCAAGCUGGCUGCGGGUUGACGACAGAGCAGAGGUAGGCGUUUCCAUGUCCAUUGUGCGACGGUCGGGUGAUGACAGUGGCCGCACCAGCAACGAAGGUUUGGGACCCAUCGAUGGCCACGGAGGUGAUGACAUGGAGUACGCUUCGGGUCAGGUGGUGGUUGUGACGAGGGAAAGAGGAAAGAACGGGAAGCUGAUGGAUUUGCUGGGUGCACAGGGUGUCGAAUGCCUGGAGCUGCCGUUGAUUGAAUAUGUGGACGGUCCAGAUUCUCCAAAGCUGGUGAAGGCCUUGCAGGCCGAAGAAUGGGCUUGGGUGAUUUUGACCUCCCCCGAGGCGGCAUCCGUCUUUCUGCAGAACUGGGAGAAAGCAGGCCGGCCGGCAUUACGUAUGGCGGUGGUUGGGUCCGGAACAGGUCAGGUUCUGCUAGAUGCAGCAGCAAUAGCAGCAACACAAGGAUUAAACGGGGAGGGAGAACUGCUAACCAUCGGGUUUCAACCAUCAAAGGCGCAAGGGGUGUAUCUCGCUGCAGAGCUGCCUUUGCCAGAUCUUUCUCCUUCUCCCUCUCCUUCUGCUGCUCCACCUUCUGUUGCCACUGAUGUUGGUGUCAGCCGAAAGGUACUCUACCCAGCAUCGGUGAAAGCUAGCCAUGAAUUAGAGGAAGGCCUCGCUAAGCGUGGAUUUGCCGUCACUCGAUUAAACACUUACUCGACCGAGACGGUGAGGCAGCUUGACAGGGAUCGCUUUGCCAGAGCUGUACGAUCGCCUGUCAUCACGUUUGCAUCUCCGACAGCUGUAAGAGCAUGGAUCAGCCAUGUGGCAGAUGCACAAUGUGAAUGGGACGGUGUGGCGGCAUGCAUUGGUAGUACCACCGCUGAGGCAGCAAUGAGAGCUGGUGUGAAGAGGGUCGUCUAUCCGACGAGUCCAGGAAUGAAUGGCUGGGUUGACGUCAUCAUGCAGGCCCUUCAGCAAAACGAAGUCGCACGGAUCUGAAGCAUAUGUGCUGUGCUUGUGUUCUCCUCUCCCCCGAUUUCGCCGAGGUGGGCUGAGAAACGGGCCGUGCAACAGACCGCUUAAUUGUGUGCAACGGCUUCCUCACUCCUCGGAGGCCGGCUUCAAAACGGUCUGACGAGUCUUUCGCCCCUAUGCCCAAAUCCAACGAAUGAUUUUCACGUCAGUAUUGCCGCGAGCCUUCACACCUUUUCCCUCCUCAGCCUCACUCACACAAACACUUUCCAGGAUGUAUUGAAACCACCAGUACUUCCGGAGGUCACGGCAUGCAUGAGCCCGUUUGUGACUUUCGAAAGUAGUAGUGGUUUUACCACAGCUACGGCCAGAUCUGGACGAAUCUGACUGCAAUCGCAUCCUGAGCUUCGCAGCAAAGAUCCUUUUUCUUUUUUUGUUUCCCGCAGCUAAGAUCGUAGUAUGAGUAUAUGCCCCUAUUCGACUUGAACCUGCCUCUAUCUUCCACAGGUUCAUGCAUAGCAUAAGCCUGAGUAUAAUGGCUUGGGGCAUGAGGCCUGGGCUCGGCAGGGAAUAAGACAGUGUUAGAGAACUUUAGAGGGUUUUGUUAAGGAGUCCAGGGGCGCUGAGCAUUCAGUAGACUAGCAAUAGGCCAGCAAUUAUCUAAGUUUUCUAAAUUUUCCUGGUGUAAAUGACACAGUUGUCUUUCCUAGCCGAAGCCGGGUAAUGGUCCCCGUACCUCAAGAUGGUCUUAAGAAUGAUGUAAGAUUCUGGGGACUCCUAGCAACUCAUCUUAGACGGCUCCAUUGCUGAUAUACUCGGUGAUGUGAGGCUGUUCAAUGCCAGAACGACGCUGGCCGGUGCUGGGGUGUUACCCUGUAACCUGCUGAUGCAGGAGUGUGAGGCCUGGUAGAGAGAUCUGGGGAUGCUUUGGGGUGGGCAUUCCAAAGGACAACCAAGGGUUGCUGCUGGGACGACGCUGGCCGGAGCUGGGGCGAGUCGUGUUGCCCUGUAACCCAGCACGGUGGGGGUGUGAGGCCUAGAAGAGCUCAGCAGGGAGUAAGACAGUGCUGGAGAGCUUUAGAAGGGUUGCUAGGGAUCCACAGGGUUUUGAGCAUUUGUAGGACCUCUGUGGUGGCGUAUUUUUUUUUCUUCUGUAGUUUGUCGUAGUAAAUUUCUAAGUAGCUC
Messenger RNA from Chara braunii, 3268 nucleotides. The record is from the annotation of a GenBank genome assembly. Lineage: Eukaryota; Viridiplantae; Streptophyta; Charophyceae; Charales; Characeae.